Molecule: messenger RNA, 1581 nt
Organism: Thyridium curvatum
Lineage: Eukaryota; Fungi; Ascomycota; Sordariomycetes; Thyridiales; Thyridiaceae
Exons: 11
Coding region: 1-1581 (526 amino acids)
Biological process (GO): transmembrane transport; carboxylic acid transport
Cellular component (GO): plasma membrane
Molecular function (GO): carboxylic acid transmembrane transporter activity
Source: RefSeq, a predicted model, not a curated record
AUGUUCAACUUUGGGCGCAAGAAGAGUGAUGAAGCCGCGUCGGGGGACGCCAUUGCUGCUGACCCGGUCCCCGUCGACGGAGAGGCUCCCCUCGAGAAAGAAGGAAAGUUCAUCACGCUCCCCGUCGUGGCUUGUGGCGCCGGACUCUUCUCGGAUGGUUAUGUUGCCAAUGUCAUCGGCUCUGUCUCGACCAUCUUCGGUAAACUGUACCCAGACCAAUGGACCACGGACCAAAAGCAGAUCGUCAAUGCCAUCGCCUUCGCCGGCACUUCCCCGUCUGACCGGUGGGACCACGCACACAAGGUCGUUGGCCAGCUCGGAUUCGGUUUCCUCUCGGACAAGUGGUCGCGCACAAACUCGCUCCUCGUCUCAACCGUCAUCCUCAUCGUCUUCACCGCUCUCUGCGCGGGCAGCUACUACCAUGGCUCCAUCGUCGGCAUGUUCCAGAUCCUCACCGCGUGGCGGUUCUUUGUGGGAAUCGGCAUCGGCGGCGAGUACCCGGCUGGAAGUGUCGCCUGCGCCGAGUCGACGGGCGAAGUCAAGAAAGGCUGGCGACACAUGGUGUUCAUCUUGUUCACCAACAGCAUGAUUGAUGUAGGCUUCGUCAUCGGUGCUUUCGUGCCGUAUGUCGUGGCCGCCGCCUGCCAGAACCAACACUUGAGCACCCAGUGGCGCGUCUCUCUGGCCAUCGGCUGCGUCUUCCCCUGCAUCCUCUUCGUCAUGCGCCUCUUCAUCAAGGAGCCCGAGGAGUUCCAGCGCGAGUCCAUGCGCCACGUCAAGACCCCGUACAAGCUGGUCUUCAAGUUCUAUGGCUGGCGCCUCUUCAUCGUCAGCCUCAUCUGGGGGGAGUGGCCUACUGACAUGACAUCUCUCCGCCAGUUCCUGACCUACGCCUUCGGCAUCUACUCCUCGACCAUCCUGGCCAGCAUCUACCCCAAGACCGCGCCCCUGACCACCAUCUUCGGCUGGAACACGGUCAUCAACCUGUUCUACCUGCCGGGCACCAUCCUCGGCUCCAAGGUCAGCGACUGGCUCGGGCCCAAGUACACCCUCGUCCUGGGCGUCGCCCUCCAGGGCAUCGUCGGCUUCAUCAUGGCGGGCGACUACAAGAACCUCUCCCAGGAGAACAUGGUCGCCGCCUUUGCCGUCGUCUACGGCAUCUUCCUGUCGCUCGGCGAGCUGGGGCCCGGCAACAACAUCGGUCUUCUGGCCUCCAAGUCGUGCGCAACUGGUGUAAGAGGACAGUACUACGGAAUCGCCGCCGCCUUCGGCAAGAUCGGCGCCUUCGUCGGCACCUACAUCUACCCCUUCAUCGAGGACGCCGGCGGCGACUCGGACGUCGCCUCGGCCCAGUACCCCUUCUACGUCUCCUCGAGCCUGUGCUUCCUGUCGGCCGCCCUGACCUUCCUCUUCAUGCCCAACGUCAGCCAGGACACCAUCCGCUACGAGGACGUCCGCUUCCGCGAGUACCUCGAGCAGAACGGCUGGGACACGGCCCAGCUCGGGCUCAAGCCCACCGACUUUGGCGUCGACGCGGGCUCCGUGCUCCAGGCCGGCAUCUCGAGGGAGCCCGAGAAAUAG